GGAAUAUUGAAUCGAUAUACUGAUUUUUUUAAUUUUAAUUUUUUCUCGUGGCAAUGGCAGGUGCGACUUUGCUUCACUCCUUGUCUCACUAUCUUCUCCCUCCCCAGGCUCGCGCGCACACUCUGAUCUCGCACUGCUUGUUUCCUUUUCACCGUUUCUCGUCACCCGACUGUUUCUUUCAUUCGUUAAGCAGUAAUAAACUUCCACCACUCGCCCUUGGAGCGCAGGCUAGGCGAGGCUUAUCUUCUAAAACCAUCAAUGACGACCUUGCAUCUCCUGCUGAUAUGUGUUUUGAGGCCCCCCUGAAAGUGGUAGAAUAUCCAGACCCUAUACUUAGAGCUAAAAAUAAAACAAUUUGCUCAUUUGAUGAUAAUCUGAAGAAGGUUGUAGAUGAAAUGUUCGAUGUAAUGUACAGCACUGACGGAAUUGGGCUAUCAGCACCCCAGGUUGGACUUAAUAUUCAGCUCAUGGUAUUUAAUCUAGUAGGUGAGCGCGGUGAAGGAGAGGAGAUUGUUCUUGUAAAUCCACGCGUCACCAGAUAUUCCAGAAAAGCGGUGCUGUACAAUGAAGGUUGCUUGUCUUUUCCUGGGAUUUAUGCUUUUGUAGAGAGACCAGAUGCUGUGAAGGUUGAUGCACAGGAUAUAAAUGGGGCAAGGUUUAAAGUUGGAUUUACGAGGUUUUCUGCAAGGGUGUUCCAGCACGAAUAUGAUCAUUUACAGGGCAUUCUUUUCUUUGAUCGAAUGUCUGAUGAAGUCCUUGACAGUGUACAGGGAGACUUAGAGGCUUUGGAGAAGAAAUAUGAGGACAGGACUGGGUUGCCUAGCCCAGAAAGGAUAAACACUCGCAAAAGAAGGAAGGCUGCGGUUGGAUUUGGCAAAUUAUGAAAUUUUUGAACUCUAAUUCUUGAAAGCGCCUUGCGAAUAUCUACUGAAACAUCGGAGUUCCCACUUCUUAUUCUCACGUGAAGGCUUUCUUCUCCAACGUUUGAUGAUGGAAAAUCCAAAACGCACAUGUUGAACUUUCCCCAGUUAGAUACAUCAUUUGGGUUUGGGAUUGCAGACUUGCGGUUCAGAUUUCUAUUAUUUCGAACUUUCUCUCUGUUUUAAAUGAGAUGUGUUGUUGGAUUAUCAACUAUUUGUUCAUUUAUCUUUCAUGUAAUUUCAUUUGCAGGUUAUCUUUUCCAUGGUUUAGCAUUAAGGAUUUGUGCUACACAUAUACCUACUUAUAUUAAGAAAAAUAUGUGGACAAACUCUUCUGAAAUAUGGGUCCAUCUGAAGUCACAGAAUGUACUGAAGUGCAGAUGGUCCUUGCGGAUGGGGAAGCCAGGCUUUAUGCACAUCUUGGGCUGUCAGCUUUUCGAGGAUGUUUUCUGCGAGGAUCAGUGGAUGUUCAAAGGUGUUGUCCAUUUGAUUAGACAAACUCAAUACAAAAAUGAUGUAUGUACUCACUCUUAUACCCACUUUUGUAUCCAUCCAUGUUUGUGAAAGUUUUUUUUUUUUCUGUGAACAUCGAUUCACGGACAAUAUUUUGCACAAACAAAAUACAAAAAAAAGCUUCAUAAACAUGGUGGGUAUAAGGUGGGUAUAAGGGUGGAUAUAUCAAGCAUUGUUGAACUCAAUAUUUAGGAAACCAGAUGUUAAGAAGUGGACCUAGCCCUCCUCAAGGUUCUUAUGUCCAAUAGAUCAUGUUUGUAGUGUUUUUUUUCAUGAUCUAUGCGAUCAGAG
Molecule: messenger RNA, 1724 nt
Organism: Cuscuta europaea
Lineage: Eukaryota; Viridiplantae; Streptophyta; Magnoliopsida; Solanales; Convolvulaceae
Source: the annotation of a GenBank genome assembly